This is a messenger RNA of Centruroides sculpturatus (bark scorpion), 3386 nucleotides long. RefSeq names its product zinc finger protein 470-like. Lineage: Eukaryota; Metazoa; Arthropoda; Arachnida; Scorpiones; Buthidae. The record is from RefSeq and is a predicted model, not a curated record. Gene Ontology annotation, biological process: regulation of transcription by RNA polymerase II. The transcript is spliced from 14 exons. Gene Ontology annotation, cellular component: nucleus. Bases 1 to 3360 code for a protein of 1119 amino acids. Gene Ontology annotation, molecular function: DNA-binding transcription activator activity, RNA polymerase II-specific; RNA polymerase II cis-regulatory region sequence-specific DNA binding.
AUGAUCGAUUUAUUGCCAGUUGUAGAUGGAGACCAAACAAAGAUACACGAAUGUACUUUUUGUGAAAAUAAAUUUCGUACAAAAUGGGAGUUAGAAGUUCACAUGAGGUCUCAUACUGGUGAAAAACCGUUUGAAUGCAAUAUUUGCGGAAAAAAAUUCUCCCAGUCUGGAAAUUUAUUAGUUCACAAAAAAAUACAUUUUGAAGAAAGACCAUUCAAAUGCAACUACAAAGACUGUACAUACACUGCGAAAAGGAAAGAUGUUUUGAUAGAACAUGUCAAUCGAACACAUCUAAAAAAAAAGAAAUAUGAAUGCCCUGAAUGUAAACAAAUAUUUCUCAGCAAAUCGCUCUUAGAUGUGCAUCUAAGAACUCAUACUGGUGAAAAGCCAUUCAUAUGCGAUAUUUGCGGAAGAGGUUUUGCCACCUCUGGAAAUUUAAGAAGACACGAAAGAAUUCACUCGGAAGAACGACCAUUCAAAUGCAACUACACAGACUGUGGAUACGCUACAAGAAGGAAAUUUGAUCUGUUAUCACAUGUCAAACGAUUACAUCCACAUGCAAUUGCUUCUGAAAUUAUUAUUAUUCCCCGGAUAAAAUCGAAAGAAGAUCAUAAAUGUGACGAAUGCGGUAAAAGUUUUCCAUGGUUAUCCACUUUAACAAGACGUCUAAUAUCUCAUGGAAAAAGUCGACCGUUUUCAUGUGAUAUUUGUAAGAAAACUUUCAAACAUAAAUUUGACUUAAAAAGACACAUGAAAAUAGCACAUCCACAGGAACAAACCGCAUCUGGUUCCAACGCAAGCGUUGAAUAUAUUCAAGAUGUAGACAAAGAUCAGAUAGAAUCAAUGCAAAAACCAUCAACGAGUGGUCAAAAAUCUCAAUCAGUAGAAUAUAAAGAAGCUGUUGUGAAAACCCUUAGUAGCGAUUCAGAAAAUACCGGAAUUAUUAAUAGAGACGAAUAUUUAAACAUGAAGGAAUUGGAACGUUUACCAGAAUUGGAAAUAUUUUCAGAAGUGAUAAUUGAAGGAUUCGAACUAGAAUGUCACGUCUGUGAAGAGAAAUUUGACGACGAAGUAUCUCGUAGAGAACACGAAGCAAAAGAAUGUACAGAAGAAGUAAAGCUGAAAUCAAAUUUGCAGUCUUCUAGUCAAACCUUGGAUCAUCAAACAACACUGGAUCAAGAUGUAUUAAGCGCUGCCGAAAUUCUUCUCCAAAUGAGAAGGAGACUACAGACAGACGAACAAAAUACUUCGGAUUUAAAUAAAUCUUCAACGUCAAAACAAGAUCAAACAAAAGCACAUGAAUGUACUAAAUGUGAAAAGAAAUUUCGUACAAAAUGGGAGUUAGAUAUUCACAUGAGGUCUCAUACUGGUGAGAAACCGUUUGAAUGCAAUAUUUGCGGAAAACUAUUCUCUCAGUCUGGAAAUUUACUACUUCACAAAAAAACACAUUUUGAAGAAAGACCAUUCAAAUGCAACUACAAAGACUGUACAUACAGUGCGAAAAGAAAAGAUGUUUUGAAAAAACAUGUGAAUCGAAUACAUCUAAACAUUCCACGGAAACGACCAGAGAAAAUUCAUAAAUGUGAUAAAUGCGAUAAAAGUUUUUCAUGGUUAUACGAUUUAAAAAGACAUCUAACGUCUCAUGAGAAAAAUCGACCGUUUUCAUGUGAUAUUUGUAGGAAAACAUUCAAAUGUAAAUUUGACUUAAAAAGACACAUGAAAAAAGUACAUCCACAGGAACAAACCGAAAGUUUUUCCAAAGAUGAAAAAAAGAAACUUGAAUGCCCUGAAUGCAACCAAAUAUUUCUAUGGAAAUCGCAGUUAGAUGUGCACUUGAGAAGCCAUACUGGUGAGAGACCGUUUCGAUGCGAUAUUUGCGGUAAAAAAUUCUCCCAGUCUUGGAAUUUAGCAAUUCACAAAAGAAUACAUUCGGAAGAACGACCUUUCAAGUGCAACUGUGGAUACGCUACAAAAAGGAAAUUUGAUCUGUUAUCACAUGUCAAACGAUUACAUCCACAUGCAAUCGCUUCUGACAUUAUUACUAUUCCCCGGAAAAAAUCGAAAGAAAACCAUAAAUGUGACGAAUGCGGUAAAAGUUUUCCAUGGUUAUCCACUUUAACAAGACAUCUAAUAUCUCAUGGGAAAAGUCGACCGUUUUCAUGUGAUAUUUGUAAGAAAACUUUCAAACAUAACUUUGACUUAAAAAGACACAUGAAUAUGGCACAUCCACAGGAACAAACCGCAUCUUGUUCCAACGCAACCGUUGAAUAUAUUCAAGAUGUAGAAUAUGACAUUAUACACAAAGAGCAGAAAGAAUCGAUGGAAAAACCAUCAACGAGUGGUCAAAAAUAUCAAUCAGUAAAAUAUGAAGAAGCUGUCGUGGAAACCCUUAGUAGCGAUUCAGAAAAUACCGGAAUUAUGAAUAGAGACGAAUAUUUAAACAUGAACGAAUUGGAACGUUUACCAGAAUUGGAAAUAUUUUCAAAAGUGAUAGUUGAAGGAUUCGAACUAGAAUGUCACAUCUGUCAAAAGAAAUUUGACGACGAAGAUAAAAACAGAACACAUCAGUGUACUGUAUGUAAAAAAACAUUUCGUUCAAAAGCACUGUUAGAUGAUCACAUGAGAAGUCACACCGGUGAGAAACCAUUUAAAUGCAGUAUUUGCGGAAAACAAUUCGCCCAUCGUAGAAAUUUAAUAGUACACAAAAUAAUACAUUCUGAAGAAACACCAUUCAAAUGCAAGUACUGUGACUUCGCUACGAAAUGGAAACAAAGUUUAAUGAAACAUUUCAUGAGAGAUCAUCCACACUCAAACCCGUCUGAAGUUAUGACUAUUCCACCAAAAAAAUCGAAAAAAGUUUAUAAAUGUGAUUCCUGCGGAAACAGUUAUUCGUAUUUAUCUCUUUUAAUAAGGCAUCAGAAAUCACAUUCCAAUGAACGACCGUUUUCAUGUAAUAUUUGCAACAAAACAUUCAAAUAUAAUUGUGAUUUAAUUGUACAUAGAAAAAAAGUACAUCCUCAACAAGAAACUGAAUCUUUUUACAAAAGCACAGUACAUGGGAAUAAAGUGCAAGCAGACUAUCUUCAAACACCAUCAACAAGUGCUCAAGCAAGACAGUCAAAUGAUCCUGAAGAAGAAGCUUCAGAAGAAAUUAUUUUUACACCAAGAGAAGCUGAAGAAUUUCUUGAACAUUUUGACAUCGAUUUAGAAAUUAAAAAGUUUGAAACAUCUUCUCAACUUGAAUUGUUUUCAGAAGUGGAAACUGAAGAAAUUAAAUACAUAUGUCAAUUUUGUGGACAACAAUUUUCUGACGAAAUUUUUUUAAAUGAACACAAAAGACAAUUUCAUCAAUCUAAUUAAUUUCGGACAUUUAACUUUGGGCCUAU